UGUUAACACUAACCCCAUCAAGAACUAGCAGUGAGUUGAUUUAAUAAUAUAUUUAAGUAUUGCAUGAUUGAGAUGAGUUGUUAACAUAUUCCACAUCCACACUAUAUUUAAAUAAAUUAUUAUUUGCAUAAUCUGUUUUUUUUCAGGUGUGGUUUAAUGCUCCACUUUAUUGAUUAAUGUAUGCAUUGUGAAUGUAGAUAUAAAAAUUUACAUUUGUGUCGGUAAAUGCUGUGGUUUAUGCAAAUUGCAGAAUGGUAUAUAAACCACCACACAUCCAUGAGCAGCAGUCUAAACCAGUCUUAAACCAUGCUUCUUAAUCACAUUUGCACUUUCCUUGUGGUCUUUACUGUCUUUUUUAAAGUUUCUUGUUCAACAUCUGAGUUCAGCUUAGAUGGAGAUUAUUUACUGGGUGGCCUUUUCCCAGUACAUGAAGUUGUACAGACGACAUCCAGGUUCACCCCAGAGGCUCUGGAAUGUAAACGGCACACUUUCACAAAAUCUGGCUAUUUUAUGUUCCAAGUAAUGAGAUAUGCUGUUGAGGAAAUAAAUAACUCCACCACCUUGCUGCCCAAUGUUUCUCUGGGCUAUGACAUUUUUGACCAUUGUACUGACACUAAGAAUUUCCCUUCAGUCUUAAAUUUUAUGUCACAGAAUGGAUCAAUAAAACCUAGAGAAAAACUCAUCAGCCAUCAGUCUAAAGUCAUUGCUUUAACAGGACCAUAUGGAAGCUCAAGAACUAUAUCUGUUGCUCAAGUGCUCACAGUGGAUCUUAUACCGAUGGUGAAUUAUGGAGCUUCAAGUUAUGAAUUGGAUAAUAAACUUAAGUAUCCAACUUUUAUAAGAACAGUCCCUAGCAGCAAUGACUUGAUACAGAUGAUUAUUCGCAUCAUACAGUGGUUUGGGUGGAACUGGGUUGCUUUUCUUGGAGGCCCAGACAAUUACAGUGAAGAUGGACUCAAACUGUUUUACAAGUAUACUACAAAUACUAGCAUCUGCUUGGCCUAUCAGGACACUAUUAGAAUAGGAGGAAACUACAACCAGACACUUAAAAAAAUCAAUAGUCUAAACAUUAAUGUCAUUGUGGUUUAUGCUGUGGCAAUGUAUGUAGAAAACUUUAUAAGAGCUGCAAUAGCAAACAACAUUCAAGGCAAAGUUUGGAUUGCUGGUCAAGGAUGGUCUAUGCAUCAGCAGCUUCUAAAGGAGCCAGGAAUUGAGAAAAUUGGUACCGUUAUUGGCAUUAAUGAUAGAGUAAUGUCAUUACCUGGAUUUGAUAAGUUUAUUUAUAAAGCCAAAGCCACACCUAAUAAUGGCAAUGUUAAGAAUGAAGUCCAGAGUAAGAUAUGCAAUCAAGAAUGUAAGGAAGGUGCAUUGUUGACUGCAGAGCAAAUUAUUAACGAAGACCCGUCAUAUGCAUUUGGUGUCUACUCUUCCAUACAUUCCAUUGCUCAUGCAUUACAUAAAGUUCUGCAGUGCAAAAUAAAUCAAUGCAGCAAAAAUAUAACAGUUAAACCAUACAUGCUUCUUAGAGAAAUUAAGAAGUUGGAUUUUCCACUCAAUGGCCGUGAGGUGAAAUAUGAUUUUAAUGGUGAUUCACCUGUCAGCUAUGCAGUUGUGCUCUGGCACACUAAAACAAAACCUCCAUGGAUUGAGAUGGUGGGCACAUUUGACACGUACCCAGAAAUACAUUUUACUAUAAAUAACUCUCUUAUGCCUUGGGAUAACAAUACUUCUGUUCCUUUCUCAAACUGCUCUGUUGAAUGUGAGGAUGGAUAUUCAAGGGAACGUGAGGGAGUUAAUGAUUGCUGUUUUCAGUGUAUAAAAUGCCCACAAAACACCUAUGUGGAUUAUUCUCGUAAGUACCUUUUUGAUAUUUGACUUUUUUAACUACCACCUGUUCAUUUGUAAGGGACAAAACCUAUUGCAGACUGCAGAAUAAAAAUAGAAAGACAUAAGUUAGAUUGGAUAAUUAAUAAUUAUGAAACUGGAUAAUUGAGACUUGUGGGACUCUGUUUUAAAUGGCAUUCACAAAGCCUCAAUCACUUCCUUGAUAGUGAGACGCCAUCUCCUUCUUAAUUGGAAAGCAACAAAUUCCCCAUCCAGUACAUUUUGGAUGACUGAAGUUAUGUCUUUUUUAAAACUGGAAAAAAUA
Misgurnus anguillicaudatus (oriental weatherfish) is the source of this 2149-nucleotide messenger RNA. The record is from RefSeq and is a predicted model, not a curated record. NCBI's taxonomy places the organism in Eukaryota, Metazoa, Chordata, Actinopteri, Cypriniformes, Cobitidae.